AUGAGUACUGGAGAAGGAAAGGUGGUGUGCGUGACUGGAGCUGCUGGGUUUGUAGCUUCAUGGCUGGUGAAGCUCCUGCUCCAACGUGGUUACACUGUUAGAGCAACUGUUCGUGACCCAAAUGAUCCAAAGAAGACAGAACACUUGCUUUCACUCGAUGGAGCUAAGGAAAGGCUUCGUUUAUUCAAAGCAGACUUAUUGGAAGAAGGGUCCUUUGAUCCCGUAGUUGAUGGAUGUGAUGGCGUUUUUCAUACAGCAUCGCCUGUUGUCAUGCAAGUCACUGACCCCCAGACAGAACUGAUUGACCCUGCAUUGAAGGGGACUAUCAAUGUCCUAAGGUCCUGCUCAAAAGUUCCAUCUGUCAAAAGAGUGGUUGUAACAUCGUCUAUGUCUGCGGUGGAACACAAUGGAAAACCUCUGACUCCUGAGGUGAUAAUUGAUGAGAGCUGGUUUUCAGAUGCAGUUUUGUGCAAGGAAUCAAAGCUAUGGUACAAGCUUUCAAAGACCUUAGCCGAGGAGGCUGCUUGGAAGUUUUCAAAGGAGAACGGGAUUGACAUGGUCAUGAUACAUCCAGGAUGGGUGCUGGGUCCUCUCUUACAGCCUACUCUUAAUCUAAGCGUGGAGGAAAUUCUGAAACUUCUAAAUGGAGUUCAAACAUUUCCCAAAACCACCUCAUAUACAUGGGUGGAUGCUAGAGAUGUUGCCAAUGCACAUAUUCAAGCAUUUGAACUUCCGGAAGCUAGUGGAAGAUACUGUUUAGUAGGGACUGUCUCACACCGUUCUGAGACACUGAAUAUCUUGCACAAGCUCUACCCUGCCAUACACAUACCUGAAAAAUGGAAAGAUGGGCAGACUUGUGUUCCAACCUUCCGGGUAUCCCAGGAGAAGGCAAAAAGUUUGGGCAUUCACUUCACUCCUAUGGAGGUGAGCAUAAAGGAUACUGUGGAAAGCUUGAAGGAGAAGAACUUCAUCAGCUUCUGAAUCAUUGUAUUUACUGGCUGGCCAUGGAAAUAAAUCACAGAACAAUAAUGGACUCUUGUACUCCAAAGCUUUGUUAUUAUUAUUGGGCCUGAGGCUCUCAAUAUACUAGAAGAACUUCCAAUGUUGCCAUUGGUUUGUGAACUAACCUUGGUGGCUGGCCAUGUGGUCUUUCUCAAUUCCUUGCA
Molecule: messenger RNA, 1166 nt
Organism: Vitis riparia (riverbank grape)
Lineage: Eukaryota; Viridiplantae; Streptophyta; Magnoliopsida; Vitales; Vitaceae
Product: cinnamoyl-CoA reductase 1-like
Exons: 6
Coding region: 1-981 (326 amino acids)
Molecular function (GO): oxidoreductase activity, acting on the CH-OH group of donors, NAD or NADP as acceptor
Source: RefSeq, a predicted model, not a curated record